GUCGGCAGAAAUGGCCAAACUUCACCAACCGACAACCAGAGUGAGCGGUCGCGUCGCGCGCAGCAGGAACAGUCGCUGCCGCCUCAGGGCGUGGCGGCCGGGCCCACAUAACCCUGCUCCGCUCCGUUGCGAAACGCGCGCGGACGAAAAAUCUGGUGGCCAGGCGGGUGGCAUCGCGGCGAUGGCGUGCCGCCGGUGGAUCUCUUGUGCCGGGAAGCGGAGGAGGGAGCCGCGGUGCGAGGCGCCGCCGGCCGCGACAGCUUCCCCACCUCCUCGCACCGCCGCCGGGAUCCGUGGCGCCCGGUUCUUCGUCGCCGCGUACCGUAGUGCGCCGUCACCGGGAUCCUUCUCCUCCUCAACACCGCCGCCAGGGUCUUGCUCCUCUUCCCGGCCGCCGGCUCCCCGCCAGAGCACGAUUAGACCUGAUGACUCACUACCUCGACCCUCUUUUUCAUGAUUUUGUCUUGUUCUUGUUGAUUGUGAUCAUCAGCUUCAGCAAUUAGUAAUGCAGCAGGCUAACGUGUGUGAUGAAUACAUUUUGCGGGGUAGCAGGCCACUGCGUGUGAUGUUUCUGGUGCAAUGUAUGCUGCAAAUCUGUGUGUGCAAUGUACAAGUUGUGUUAUGUGCAAAUUCAGAGGAGAUUACUACCGUAUCUAGCUCUCAAAUACAGGAGAUUAGCAACACUUAUAUAUUCAAUGUGAAUACUCAGAAUUAGAGUUGAUCAUGGUCACUUUUUUUGUAAGCAUCCUUAUAUAGAUUUGUAGUAUGCCCAAGAAAUUUUCAUGUUAAAAUCAAUGGGGAUGCUUUUUUUUCUAUUCGGAAGAUUUCUGAACCCUCAGUUUUCUUUGUGACAGGUGGGAUGUAUAACAUAUUAAGAUCAGACUUGGAUAUGAAAAGAAUAUGCAGUGUUGCCCGAAUAAACUUCUUCAGCUGUGGGAUGCUACCAUAGCGUAUUCCUUUGAAAGAUGUGAGAAAUAUAUUUGGAUUGGGGAAGCACAAAGCAGAAGUAAUCAUCUCGUCAUAUAGAAAGGGGCUUGCAAAAUCCUUUAAUAUUGAUUUCGCUGCAGCUCCUAGGAAAGCACUGUUCCUCCAAAAUCUCUGCGAUGAGUUACAGUUUGAUCCUGAGCUUACUAGCAAGAUGCAUGAAGUGCAGUGGCGUCAGCCGUGUUCUCAAUGAGGACGAAGACUUCUUGGCGCAAAUGUGGAAACCAAUUAACAUUCAGUUGAUGCAGCAUAAAUGUUGCAAGCAAAAAUGAUCGUGUACUCAUCUAAAAGCUCAAAGGGAACGUUGUUUCCUGUACGAUCAAUGCUUGUCUUCUUCAUUGCACUAUUUGGUUUGUAUGCCUGCUACUUCUCCUUCACUCAAAUAGCCUUAGAAAAUGAAGAAGAAAUGAACGGAGCAGAAGAACGAACAAACGUUCUAUGCAAAAGACCUUCAGAAAUUCCAUAUGAUCAGAUGCAGUAUGUGCACUUUCCAAGACCUAUGAGUUACGACAGGGGAGAAUGCGCAUGUACCCCGGUCCGUUUCCUCGUCAUUAUAUCUAUGCAAAGAUCAGGCAGUGGGUGGUUUGAGACUCUGCUCAACAGCCACCCCAAUGUGAGCUCAAAUGGUGAAAUCUUCUCGGUGAGGGAGCGCAGAGAGGAUAUUGCGUCGAUCUUGUGGACUCUUGACAAGCUGUAUGAUUUGGAUUGGCGCACCAGCGCAGCAAAAAAUGAAUGCACGGCUGCAUUUGGAUUGAAGUGGAUGCUAAAUCAGGGUCUUAUGGAUUAUCCAGAUGAGAUUGUGGAUUAUUUGAUCAAAAAGGGUGUGAUGGUGAUAUUUCUCUUCAGGAGGAAUACAUUAAGGAGGCUCGUCUCUGUGUUAGCGAACGACCAUGACAAAAAGGAGAAGCAGUUGAACGGCACCCACAAAGCGCAUGUGCACUCACAAGAGGAGGCUGAGAUCCUAGCGAGGUUCAAACCGGAGGUGGACGUGUCAUCUCUGAUCCCAAGCAUGAGAAGCGCGGAGCAGUCCAUGGACGCCUGCCUGCGCCGCUUCCGCGCCACGCGCCACAUGAUCCUCUACUACGAGGACUUAAUCCGCGACAACAAUGCGCUGUCUCGGGUGCAGGAGUUCCUGGGGCUCCCGGUGAGGAGGCUGUCCAGCAGGCACGUCAAGAUCCACACAAGCCCACUCCCGGACCUGGUGGACAACUGGGAGGACGUGAGACGCACGCUCAAGCCCACGGAGUUUGCUCGUUUCCUUGACGGCUGAAGACUACUAGUAGACAGAACAUGUCGAUUCAUCUGUUUUUGCUACGGCAGGCCCUUCUGUUUUCUUUUCUUUCGUGGGACUGCACAAUGGGGUUGGAAGUUGUUGUUCAGCUGUUUUCCUUCUCAAAGGUAGGUGUAGCAUUCUUGUGCAAAGGAUGAAGCAAAUAUCAUGAGACUGAAUAAGUUUGCUUUUCAGAUAACGGAGUAGUGCCCAGAUAAUAAAGUAUUCAAAAGUCAAAACUA
Molecule: messenger RNA, 2496 nt
Organism: Triticum aestivum (bread wheat)
Lineage: Eukaryota; Viridiplantae; Streptophyta; Magnoliopsida; Poales; Poaceae
Product: nodulation protein H
Exons: 8
Coding region: 1238-2254 (338 amino acids)
Molecular function (GO): sulfotransferase activity
Source: RefSeq, a predicted model, not a curated record